UUGGAUCACAGUCAGUCUAUCGAGCAUACACCAGCGCGAGUUUUAGUCGUAUUCUCCACACAACAUGCCGAAGUUUAUAUCUGAAGUUGACGUCGAGGCCCGAAAAAAGAUUCAGGAGGAUGAAGGUAUAGUCGAAGCUCCAUACGAUGCUAGGUCCCUAUAUGAAAGACUGCAGGCUGAAAAGGAUAGAAAGCAAGAGGAGUAUGAAGCGACGAAUGCUCUGAAAAAUCGUAUUCAUCGUCUGGAUGAAGAUGAAGUCGAAUAUCUACAAACGUUAUCUGCUAAACAACACAAAGCUGAAUUGGAAAAGGAGAAAGAAAUUGCCGAAUUACUAAAAGAAGCAAAAGCAAAUCGACCAGUUCAUGUUUCGUCUACAAAUACUCUAUCUGGUUUAAGCACAAAGUCUUUUUAUAAUAAAGGAGGUUCAAGUCAACGAACUCUCAUAGCUAGUGCUGUGAAACGGACUUCUAGCAUGGAUAUAGUUGGCCCACAGUCAAAGCGAGCAAAUACAGGAACAUCUGCUUCAAAUGAAAAGAAUCCAAUCGAUCCUUUGGCAAAAAUGUAUACAGAUGAAUCAACUAAUCGUGAUAUGUCUAAGCAAUUGAUGAAUGGAUCUCUUAACAUACUACCAGGAUUUAGCGACUAUUCAGAUUCAGACUUAGAUUCUGAGGAGUCAACAGAUUCCACUAGUGACGAUUCAACAGAUAUAGAAGAUUCUGUUUGUACAUUACAACAAAUCGCUUGUACAAGAAUGCUUUAUGUUAAAGCUGAAGGUUCCAGAGACAAUUGAAGUGUAUGAGUGAUACUAUUUUCUGAUGUACGGGCUUGCGCCUUUUUUAAUAAUAAUAAUAAUAACAACAAUAAUAA
This is a messenger RNA of Trichobilharzia regenti, 867 nucleotides long. The record is from the annotation of a GenBank genome assembly. NCBI's taxonomy places the organism in Eukaryota, Metazoa, Platyhelminthes, Trematoda, Strigeidida, Schistosomatidae.